CACAUCUCUCACUCAACAUAUCUUCUUAACCAACAACUCACCCCCUUCGAUGGUACCUUCCAAAACCGCACACUCGACCAACCAAAACUUACGCAUAAUCCUGUCGCCAAGAACUGGUGGUGUGCGGUCUACUCCCUUUCCCCUAUCCCCCAUCCCGAGCCGAGCUGCAAUACAGACUCGGCGCCCGACCCCAGCUGGCGAUCCAUCGUCGACUUCAUUCACCAUGUCGGAUUUCCCGGGCGUCUAUGCACCAACAGCAACAGCAGAAAUGAUUCUGCUGCCCACAGAAGCAGCAGCAUCAGAUUAUGCUGUCGGCGUUUUGAGCAGUCGGGCAGCUCUUUACCUGGCCUUGGGCAACACCGAGUUGCCCAAUCCCGGAGCUGGGGGGGCCUGGGCUGAGCACCAGAUAGGGAGGAGGAGCGACGGAUGGGGUCGGCCCAAGAAGCAUGCGAAGCGCCGCAUGAGGCCGGCAGCCAACCACGAGGAAGACGGGAUGGGGCCGAUGCAUAAGGAGGUGAAGGAGCACCCUAUGGGGUUGGCUCAAGUUGAAGGAAGAGAGGCCAGAUUGGGCUGGUCGCCGGCGCACAAGGAGGCUGCCCCGGCACGAGUCUUCAUUAUCAUAACCUCCGAUUCGACGAGGGCGGUGCUAAUCGCCAUUACCGAGAGAGCGCCCUUCUCUCCCUUUCGGAUAAUGAAGAACUCAACUCGUCUAGGGCAGAGCUUUCCGACAAUGAAGAACUCAACUCGUCCAGAGUGGAACUAUCGGCAAAUGCCGACCCCAUCACAGGAAACCGAUUCUGGAAUCAGCUCGGGAUUCAGCACUCUUCCAUUGGAUGACGUGGAUAACCUCCCACGUACAUCCAAGAAGACGAUUCAUCCCGACCAGAAUGAUGUGGAUAUGGAGGAUACCGGGCAGAUGGAGGGCUCGCAACGGUUGGAAGAUUCAACGGAUUCUCAAAUCGCGAAGGAUUCCCAGGCCUCGAAGGAUUCUUAAGUCUCGACGAAUUCGCAGAAAAGCGAUAACACCGCAGAUGGCGAUUCAUCGGGCGAAUACACGCAACCUAGGACUAAAACCUCCGAGGAAACGGAGGGUUUGCAGGAGGCGGAGAGUAUCAUGGAGACAGGGGGAUCAAAGGAUAGAAGCGGAGGUUUGAAGGCCGGUGAUGAAGAGAGCCCAUGGGGCUAGCGUGCAAGGAGGAGGGGGAGGAGGAUGAGGGCCGCCCUAUGGGGCCGGUGCGCAAGGAAGAGGGAGAAGCCCGAUGGUGCCGGUGCGCAAGGAGGAGGAG
Messenger RNA from Tricharina praecox, 1286 nucleotides. RefSeq lists its product as uncharacterized. The record is from RefSeq and is a predicted model, not a curated record. Bases 50 to 994 code for a protein of 314 amino acids. Lineage: Eukaryota; Fungi; Ascomycota; Pezizomycetes; Pezizales; Pyronemataceae. The transcript has 3 exons.